This is a messenger RNA of Phalaenopsis equestris, 1937 nucleotides long. Its product is annotated as transmembrane 9 superfamily member 3-like. NCBI's taxonomy places the organism in Eukaryota, Viridiplantae, Streptophyta, Magnoliopsida, Asparagales, Orchidaceae. The transcript is spliced from 7 exons. The record is from RefSeq and is a predicted model, not a curated record. Gene Ontology annotation, cellular component: membrane. The coding region runs from base 60 to 1835 and encodes 591 amino acids. Gene Ontology annotation, biological process: protein localization to membrane.
UCUCGCCGUAUAUUUUCUGCUUUCUCAGGCGAGAGAGAGAGAGAGAGAGGGAGGGAGGGAUGGAGAGGAAGAUGACAGUCCCUGCGAUGGCGACGGUGUUGAUGUUUAUCUGUGUCGGGAUAAUCGGAGUGGUAUCGGACGCUUCCAAUCAUCGUUAUAAGCCCGAAGAGACGGUACCUCUCUACGCCAACAAGGUCGGACCAUUCCAUAACCCUAGUGAGACGUAUCGCUAUUUUGAUCUCCCCUUCUGUUCCCCAGCACCUGUGAAAGAUAAAUCAGAAGCCCUUGGUGAAGUCCUGAAUGGCGAUCGCUUGGUUGAUGCUCCAUACAAACUAGACUUUCGGGUUGAUUAUGAUUCGAAAUCAGCCUGCAAAAAGCAACUUACGAAAGAAGAAGUGGCCAAGUUUAGGACUGCAGUAGAUAAGGAUUAUUACUUUCAAAUGUACUUUGAUGACCUUCCAAUUUGGGGAUUCAUUGGGAAGGUUGAUAAGGAAGGCAAGUCUGACCCAAGUGAAUACAAGUACUUUCUUUACCGGCACAUUCUCUUUGAAGUUCUCCACAAUAAUGACCGUGUUAUUGAGAUCAAUGUUCGUACGGAUACCAAUUCAAUGGUUGAUAUUACUGAUGAUAAAGACAUAGAGGUUGAUUUCAUGUACUCUGUCAAGUGGAAAGAAACAGAUACACCUUUUGAGAAGAGAAUGGAGAAGUACUCUCAGUCCUCUUCUCAACAACAUCACUUGGAGAUUCACUGGUUCUCAAUUAUAAACUCAUGCGUCACUGUUCUUCUUCUAACUGGAUUCCUUGCAACCAUCCUAAUGAGGGUCCUGAAGAAUGACUUUGUUAAGUAUGCUCAUGAUGAGGAGACAGGUGACGACCAAGAAGAAACUGGAUGGAAAUAUGUUCAUGGUGAUGUCUUUAGGUUCCCUAAAAACAAGUCUUUUCUCGCUGCCUGUCUUGGUUCUGGAACCCAGUUAUUUGCUCUUACAACCUUCGUAUUUCUCCUAGCCCUGGUGGGAGUCUUCUACCCUUACAAUCGUGGUGCACUUUUUACUGCAUUGGUGGUGAUAUAUGCGCUCACUUCAGGCAUUGCUGGUUAUACUGCCACUUCUUUCUAUUGUCAGCUGGAAGGAACAAACUGGGUUAGGAAUCUUCUUUUGACCGGAGUUCUAUUUUGCGGGCCUCUAUUCGUGACAUUCAGUUUUCUCAACACUGUAGCCAUCGCAUAUAAUGCUACUGCCGCACUGCCGUUUGGCACUAUCGUUGUUAUCACUCUCAUAUGGGCAUUGGUAACAUCUCCUCUUCUUGUUUUGGGUGGCAUUGCUGGCAAGAACAGCAAAGCAGAGUUUCAGGCUCCUUGCCGCACCACCAAAUAUCCCCGUGAAAUUCCGCAGUUGCCGUGGUAUCGAGGGGCUAUACCGCAGAUGGCAAUGGCUGGUUUUCUUCCUUUCAGCGCCAUCUACAUUGAGCUUUACUACAUCUUUGCCAGUGUUUGGGGCCACAGAAUUUAUACCAUAUAUAGCAUUCUCUUCGUGGUUUUCAUAAUCCUCCUCAUUGUGACAGCAUUUAUUACUGUGGCAAUGACCUACUUUCAGCUUGCUGCUGAAGAUCAUGAAUGGUGGUGGAGGGCAUUCCCAUCCACUGGUCUGUUUAUAUACGCAUAUUGCUUUUACUACUACCACGCGCGGUCCGACAUGUCUGGAUUCAUGCAGACAUCCUUCUUCUUUGGCUAUAUGGCCUGCAUCUGCUACGGUUUCUUCCUCAUGCUCGGCACUGUAGGUUUCCGAGCCUCGCUCUUGUUCGUCCGUCACAUAUACCGCUCCAUCAAGUGUGAGUAGCAGCUCUUCAAACGAAACACGGCUUAAUUUUCUUCAUCAUCCUACAAACUUCCAUGGGUUAUUUUCUUGAUGAGCUUUAUGAGCACACACCACCCCCCCCCC